This is a messenger RNA of Nicotiana attenuata, 1059 nucleotides long. RefSeq lists its product as uncharacterized. Bases 78 to 845 code for a protein of 255 amino acids. The transcript has a single exon. NCBI's taxonomy places the organism in Eukaryota, Viridiplantae, Streptophyta, Magnoliopsida, Solanales, Solanaceae. The record is from RefSeq and is a predicted model, not a curated record.
GCCAAACCUGCCCGAUCUGCCCGAGCACUAUAUAUAACUUAGUACGCUCUUUUUCCGCGAAUUUUUAACUUUUUACCAUGGCAAAACUCUCCGUCGCCGUUCUUUUCCUGUUAUUUACCCUUACCCUUGCUCGUACUCCGUUAACUCAACCGGAAAAUGACGCCACCCACCUCAAACUCCCUUCAGAAAAUGACGUCAUCCGCCCAGAACAUCCCAAUACUCUACCGGAAUUCGGCGAUUCAGCGUCUAUUCUUAGCCUACCUAGAAACUCCGUUGACGAAGAGACUCACUCAGUCCAUCCGAUGCCGUUGACCUUAGUCAAAUUCCGUCCAAUCAACCGUCGAUUCCGGCUCCGAUCUAACCUACCGUUCCGCCUAUGUCGCCACUAUUUCCACCACCGGAAUCAUGUAUCACGGCAUCAGAUCCCUUAUGGUAAUGACAUGAUACUCUCUUCCCGCAAAAACAUUGACUUUGAUAAGUUUGUAUACCGUGUUGGCGUGCGUGAAAUUCCGGCGGAUCGGAUCAAUUUCCCCCACUACCAUCUCAAUGACGAAGUCGAUGAUCACAAAGAGAAGAUCUCGAAGCUUCAAGACGAUCGCGAGAAGUUUGGGAAAAUGAAAUUGAAACGUCAAAAUCAAUUCCGUGUCCAUCGCUUUGUUGAUUUUAAUGAUAAUGAAGCUGACAAAAGAUCAAAGCACUUUGAUAGAAUGAAAUUAAGGAAGCGUUUUCAUUAUCGCGAUGCUGCUGAAGAAGAAGAAGAAGAAAAAGCUAAGUGGCAUAAGAGGGGAAAUAAGAAAGGUGGAUUCAUGAGAAGUAUUCGCAAGUUUUUUGCAUCACUACUUUGAUUGAAGCAUCUUUAUAAUUUUAACUUUGCUUUUCUGCUGUAUAAUUGAAUGCUUUUAGGAGUUAUAUUAUGUUUUUCCUUGUGUUUUUGUUUUGUUUUGGAUGAUUUUGCUCCUUUGUUUGUAAAUAACUCUGCAUCCAUGUGAGAUGUAGUAGGAAAUGUUCUAAUUAUUACUAUUAUUAUAUGAAUACGUUUUGGAAUAUGUUGUCAAUUGA